GGAUCUUAUCGGCUUCGGCUAUGAGGAGCACCAGGGUUAAAAAAAUGGCGCCAAAAGGAGCCCAUAUGUCGCGGGCCCAAGAGGAGGCUCUCGUCUCUUUCAUAGAGCAGCACCCAUACCUGGCGAAACCGGGGUUCUCGCAUCGAGUGCCUGUUGCUCGGAAAAACGAGCUGUGGGCCUCCAUAACGCGAACACUGAACGCCAUGGGGCCCUCAAAGAAGCCUGCCAAACGAUGGCGCAACACUUGGGCAAAACGGUCUUUUAAGUACAGGUCUGUCGCGGCACGUUUAGCGGCAGCGAACAAUGCGACGAGCGACAUCGUCCAACUACCGGGACUGGGCGGCCGCAUCCUCGCCCUUGUCGGCACUGCACUGAGUGGCGCGAAGUCCGGGCCACACCUUUUCGAGGACGGUGACGACGAGGACGAGCCUGAGGAGGAGGACAGCCCCAUGUGCCCAGAAGAUCCUCUAUCACAAGCCCCCCAGGUUUCAGUAAAGGAAGAGCCGGGAACGAGUAGUCUGCAGCACUGCCACCCGGCAGGUGAGGAGGCCGGGUGGCCAUCUCGACAGCCAAGUGCCGACAGUGUGAUCGAGCGGAUUUUCGCCGAGCAGCAGCGUCAGGGUGACCUGCUGUCGCAGAUGACCGAGCAGCUGCAGCAGCUGGUUGAGAGCAACCAAAGGCUCGAGGAACGCAUGGGGCACGUCGUGGAGCACAUCACGGUCCAGAACACUCAGGCACAGGUGCUGCAGAAGGAGCUUGUCGGUCUCCGGGAGGCUGUAGAGCGCUCUGUGCAGGCGCAAGAGUUAAUUGCGACUGUGCUCUCGCACCCCCGGAAGCCAACGUAGUGUUCAACAUGGCGAGCAAUGUCUGUCCUCUUCGUGCAGUCUGGCCUCCUUAUAACGAAGUCGUAUUAGACAAAAAAAAAGAAAAAGCUUUGCUGUAUUCGAGAUUCGUUAUAAGCAUAUAUUUGUUACGUGCUGAUAUCAGUGCGACAUUUUAAAUUUACCUCAUUAUACCUGAUAAUUCGUUACAUUCUUGUUUGGCAGGUUGAGUUUUGGCUGUAUCUAACUGUAUAUAUAUCACUUGCUUUAUCAUCUGGGCUGUUCGCCGUGUUGGUCGUAAACUGACUAGCCCAGCUUAUAACUCCUGGCAAGGUGUAUUUAAUUCCUCUUGUGUGUAUGUGGGUGUGCGUGCAUGUUUUCUUCUGUAGUAUCCAUGUUCUUGCUUGCCAGGCAGGCAUUUUUAUUUGUGCUAACUAUAUAUAUAUAUAUAUUUUUAAGUGGGUACACCCAAGGUCUCGUAUUUAACAUGGUGUAUUUAUAUUUCCACUAUUCUUUUCUUAAUUUUAUUUGAUCAAGGCAGUGACCUUGUACUUCUUAUUUAUCGUGCCAGACUACUUCAAGUGCAUACAACAUUUUAAUACUUGCAGCGGUAUAGCAGAUGUGAUAUUUUGAGUGUGUGACAAGUAGUUAGGUCAUUUUACAAUUUUUACGCACUGUUGAUUUUAACGCAGUGUUUCAAGAGAGUACAGUCAGAUAAUCCUGCUACGGUAUGAUGUCAGGACAGGAAAUCUUUGUCAACCACAAACGCACAAUUUGUGGCAUUUCAUUCUGCCUGAGCACAAAUUGCUCACCUGUUAUUGCAGGUGAAACUGCUUCAACUGUUUCCCCACAGGUUGUUGCUGUUCGUGUCAUUGUAGGGUUUCAGAUAUGGCUGUGCGCACAAUUUUGUAUGUAUAAUAAUGUCUGUUGUGACAUUCCUCAUGAGUAGUCUUUUUUUUUUUUUUAGACAGGCACGUGAACCACAGUAGAAGUUUUGUCGAGUGUCCUCUAGUCAGCAACAGUGUUUCUUAUGUAAUAUUUACUGGUGUUGAAAUGUUUUAGGACUGCCUAAAUUAAAUGAAUCUGAGCCAUGAAAAUUUACAUGCCAUAUUUACUCAUGUAUAAACACACUUUUCUUUCACAAAAUCCAGCUCGAAGUUUGGGGUGCGUUCAUUACGAGGGGUAAAAUUUUGGGCUCACAUGCUGUCGCAUUAAAUUUGAAUGUAUGUCAAGAGUAUGGCUACUCUGACAACAUUUACCAAUAAACGCAGUAGCGUAAAAAUGCACCGACAAUUUCAAUACCACCUAAUGCGAAAUUUUAGAGCAGCUCUAUACGUGUUUUCAUGUCACAAUAUGUUGGCUGGCACGGACAGUCUGUCUCGUGCGGCAGGUUGCAAAUGGAGUGAAUUGUUGCAAAACAAGUAAUAUUCAAACAAGAGGAUACCGGUGAGCAGAAUCGGCGAUCGGUAGAAAUCUGAUGUGCGGGUCGAGCACGUCAGCUUUUAUAUGUGACCUGUCGAAGGUUCCAGUGUAAUUGCGUGGCCUCCAGAAAGUGCUACACAAUUCACAUCAUGCAUGCAAUCAGAUUACAAAUACUACGGCGCCAUCACCUAGUCUCGUGUGGCACUGUGCUUUCCUCCUCACCCUUUUGACAUACUCUCCCCCUUCACUUUCCACCUCAUGCUUUCACUGUAGCCUUCUCCUCCGCUUCCCUCUUUGCUCUCUCGUCUUUUAUCUCCCG
This is a messenger RNA of Dermacentor albipictus, 2562 nucleotides long. RefSeq lists its product as uncharacterized. NCBI's taxonomy places the organism in Eukaryota, Metazoa, Arthropoda, Arachnida, Ixodida, Ixodidae. The record is from RefSeq and is a predicted model, not a curated record.